AACGCGCGAACUGGCCGGCGAAGACGCGUCUCCCAUGCGCCCGUCGCCCGCGCCAUGAGCGGCGCCCGCCCCCGCAGCGCGCCGCUGCUACUCGCGCUGGCCGCCGCAUUCUUACCGCAAGCCAACCAUGUCGCGGGUGCCGGUGGGGGUGGCAUGUUCGGUGACGUCAAUAUAUCGGCCAUUUUGGAUUCGUUUAGUAUAAGUUACGAUAAAAGAGUAAGGCCCAACUAUGGAGGACCACCCGUGGAAGUGGGGGUUACCAUGUACGUGCUCUCCAUCAGCUCUCUGUCUGAAGUGAAAAUGGAUUUCACAUUGGAUUUUUACUUCAGACAGUUCUGGACGGACCCCCGAUUAGCUUAUAAGAAAAGAACUGGAGUUGAAACUUUAUCAGUGGGUUCUGAAUUUAUAAAGAACAUAUGGGUGCCUGACACAUUCUUCGUCAAUGAAAAGCAAUCGUACUUUCAUAUAGCAACAACUAGCAACGAAUUCAUACGUAUACACUACUCAGGAUCUAUCACAAGGAGCAUCAGGUUGACAAUCACAGCCUCCUGCCCUAUGAACCUUCAAUACUUCCCAAUGGACCGACAAUUAUGCCAUAUAGAAAUCGAGAGUUUCGGCUACACCAUGCGGGACAUCAGAUACAAAUGGAACGAGGGCCCCAACUCUGUCGGUGUAUCGAGCGAGGUGUCGCUGCCGCAGUUCAAGGUGCUGGGCCAUCGCCAGCGAGCCAUGGAGAUCUCCCUUACCACAGGAAAUUAUUCGCGGUUGGCGUGUGAGAUCCAAUUCGUUCGUUCCAUGGGAUACUAUCUCAUCCAAAUUUACAUUCCAUCUGGUCUAAUUGUAAUCAUAUCUUGGGUGUCAUUCUGGUUGAACCGCAACGCAACCCCGGCCCGAGUGGCGCUGGGCGUCACCACUGUGUUGACUAUGACUACCCUCAUGUCGUCCACAAACGCUGCCUUACCCAAAAUCUCGUACGUCAAGUCUAUAGAUGUUUAUCUGGGCACCUGCUUCGUGAUGGUCUUCGCUAGUCUAUUAGAAUAUGCAACGGUGGGUUAUAUGGCUAAACGGAUACAAAUGAGAAAACAAAGGUUCGUGGCGAUCCAGAAGAUUGCAUCUGAAAAGAAAAUGCCUCCCGUUGACUGUCCUCCUGUUGGAGAUCCACACACGUUAUCCAAAAUGGGGACUCUCGGUCGGUGUCCGCCGGGUAGGCCCUCGGUAAGCUGUUCGGAGGUGCGAUUUAAAGUGCACGAUCCAAAGGCGCACUCGAAAGGAGGAACUCUCGAAAACACGAUCAACGGUGGAAGAAGUGGCGCUGAAGAAGAAAAUCCUGGCCCUCCUCCUCAUAUUCUGCAUCCUGGAAAGGAUAUAAGCAAGCUCCUGGGGAUGACGCCAUCUGACAUCGACAAGUACUCGCGAAUCGUGUUCCCAGUGUGCUUCGUAUGCUUUAACCUCAUGUAUUGGAUCAUUUACCUACACGUGUCGGACGUCGUGGCUGAUGAUCUGGUUCUUCUGGAAGAGGAUAAAUAG
This is a messenger RNA of Ostrinia furnacalis (Asian corn borer), 1527 nucleotides long. It is a transcript of the gene rdl1, whose product is annotated as GABA-gated chlorine channel alpha subunit. Gene Ontology annotation, molecular function: extracellular ligand-gated monoatomic ion channel activity; GABA-A receptor activity. NCBI's taxonomy places the organism in Eukaryota, Metazoa, Arthropoda, Insecta, Lepidoptera, Crambidae. The transcript has 10 exons. The record is from RefSeq and is a predicted model, not a curated record. Gene Ontology annotation, biological process: monoatomic ion transmembrane transport. Gene Ontology annotation, cellular component: membrane. The coding region runs from base 55 to 1527 and encodes 490 amino acids.